AGUAAAGAACAAGUUAAAGGGCCUGUAUGGAGAAAGGUUUGGACUGUCGCUUUAAUAAAUGAUGGCAAGAUUUCAUCCGAAACGGUUAGCGGCAUCAAUUUUUGUGAUUGUUGGAUUGACUUCUAUGUAUAAGUUUAUUAUACUUCGACCACCGUUAGAUAUUCAACCGACACAGAAACUGUUACUUGACACCAUAAAAACGACUUCGCUAGCUUUAGACAAUAGUGUACAUUUAAAACAUUCAUUUGAACCUCGUCAAACAAAUCAAACAGUUACCCAACAUAAACAGAGUGCAGCAGUACACGUAAACAAAACUGAGACAAGGAACGAUAGAAAUUUUGGAUUAAAUCCAAUCAAAGUCCACGAGGAUGUUCACAUGGACGCAAUUAAAGUCCGCUUUGACAGUAAGACUGGUUUGAUGAGCUGCCCUGGACUAUCCAAACCCCAAAAUAUACCAAACGACACACAAGUAUUCCAAGAGCUAAGGAAAGGUGAUAGACUUAUAUUUGGGUUUGGCGCGUACUAUGAUGUUCGGCGAAACCUAAUAAGGAUAACAGCGAUUCAAGAUGCACAUACUGCAAAUCGGCCGAAGUUUUGUCAACUGUGGAAGGAGUCUUCGAAUGACGUCACUGUGACCAAGAUGAGAAUAGAGCGAAACCAAGGAGGCCAUGGAAAUAGGUACAAUGGGGCAUUUUUGACUUGCCCUCUCCAAGAAGACGGUGGUGUCUACAGCGCCGUGUCCAUAACGUUUGAAGAAUGUGAACGUGCGCAGAAUAUAUUUUCAAUUCAAUACCCACAAAUUGACGACAUAUCAGACGAACCAGCCAAUGAUUUUAACGUUUGUCUGGAAGCCCCUUUAAAUUUAAACUACAGUCGCUAUUAUGAAUUAAUAGAAUGGAUUGAAAUGAAUAGAAUACUAGGGGCCAGUCAUUUCACUAUUUAUAACCAUACAAGUUCUAAUCUAGUCAAAACAGUUUUAGAAUCGUAUAUUAAGGAUGGUAUCGUCACGCUCGUACAGUGGCCGAUACCGCUCCGAGUCCACAUCUGGCCUCAGCCGAAGUCAUACGUAGAAGAGAUACAUUAUUAUGGUCAAACUGCCAUGAUUAAUGAUUGUCUCUACCGGAUGCGACACUCCGCGAAGUAUCUGGUAUUUGUGGACUUGGACGAGUUUAUUAUUCCAAAGAAGACUCAAACUUGGAUUGAGUUUAUCAAAGAAAAUGAUCCAAAGAGACGAAUGGGUGGUUAUGUAUUUAGAAACGUCUUCUUCCGGAAGGAAUGGGAUUCUGGAUCAGCAAUAUCAAAUGAUCAAACUGUACAAAAGUUAAAACUAGUGACGCUUAUGAAAACUAAAAAGGAGACCAAAAUCUGGCCGCCAUACCAAAGAUCAAAACUUAUUAUAGAUCCUUUGAAAAUCAAAGAAAUGGGUGCUCAUCAAAUAUGGGGUGAGAAAUCUGGGGCAGAUUUAGUAGUUGAUCCAAAAGAUGGACUUCUGCAUCAUUAUAGGAAUUGGGAAAAUCCGUCUGAUCUUCCCGGCCCAGUCGAUGAAACAAUGCUUAAGUAUAAAGACGACCUCAUUGAUGCUGUGAUAAAGAGAUAUGCAAAAUUGGGCUUAAAUUAUUAACGGUUUAAUUUAUGAUUAUUCUAAAAACCAUUGAGCUAAAAGGGUUAUUUGGUUUAAUAAUAUUAUAAACAAGGUAUACAUUGAUGAAUAUCGCAGUUUGAAAGCUGCCGUGUAAUUUACUAUGCAUGCCCAAAUUAAAAUAAGACCUUGGUGCCAGUCGUCCCCUCGAAUCUAUUAAAACUUCAAGGGAACGAGAGAUUUCCUGAAAUAUUCAGAUGACAAGAUUGAUGUGGCGUCCGCCUGCCCGCACACAUUACCAGCAGAGCCCAGCAGCACAAAGCGACUACAAUAUAGCAGUUCAGCAUUUUUCAUUUUUGAAAUGUAUGGAGCUCAGUGAAUACGUUUUUGUAUUUUACAAAUGAAGAUGUUCAGAGCAUUACGGAACAGAAAUACCACGUAAAUGCCCAUGUAGCCUAUAUCUCCGAAUAGCUGUAAAUAUACCCUUAAUAUCAGAACCUGCACACUUAUGAUAUCGUUUAGUGUGACGGUGUGGUAUACUAGCAAUAUAAAUUUAUGUGUAUAAAAAACGUCUGCUGGAUAAAGACAGCCAUACUAUAUAGCAAAUAGCUAUUGAAUAAUAUAAUGAUUCAAAGACCGCUAAAGCAGUGAACUGUGAUAUUAAAUUUGGUAUAAAAGAAAGGUCUGAAAUCAAUUUUUAGCGACCACCAGCAUAUUUCAAAGAUAAUCUCAACUCGCGGAAAACAAUGGGCACCUGGAUGAUCUCAAAAAGAUCAUGACAAAGAAGUGCUUUGUUUGCAAAAUGCCACUGAAUUUAUUGAAUUAUGUUUAUUUUCCCUCCAUUUUUGGAGAUAAUUAAUAAUUUUUAGUCGCAAAAAUAUAAAAUCAUUCAAUAGUACGAGAUAGAUGUCAGCGUAGUAGUACUUUUUGAUCAGAUUUUCAUCUAUAGAUGGUAGCACGCCAUUAUAUGUAUUAAACGUUUGAAAUGUACACGUACCGUUUAUUUAUCGAUUUAUUCAUGUUUAUAUGCUUAUUGAUAUAAUUAGAUUAAGGCAGAUUUAAAUUGAGUCAGUAUUCUUUCCAAAAGUCUCAAUUUUAGAUUAUUGGGCUCAUCAAUUGUAUGUAUAGCUCUGUGCAAAAUGAUAACACCGAUGUACAAAACCCCAUUUUAAGUUUUUUAACUUAAGUAUGGUUGAAUCUAAAGAAACAAGACUUAGUGUAUUUGUGAAGGAAUCAUUAUGAGUAAUACAUGUUCAAUUAAUGUUCAUAUUAACCAAAUAUUAAGACAUUUAUCAAUGGGUAAUUGUUAUGUUACUGCGUUUUUUAAUUACUUGUGUAGUGUUAUUGUAUUGUUACUUUAAAGGCAAAUUAUACCUACGUAGAAUAGUUGUAGAAUUCUGGAGAUACUUUUCUUUUUUCAUUUAAAUAAUCCCUUUUCACCAUAUUUCAAGUAAUUAAUUGACUAUUUUCACAAAUAACAUAAACAACGGCGUUUAUUUUAAAACAAUAGAGAGGUUAAGCUUGCACUGAUUUUCACAAC
This is a messenger RNA of Owenia fusiformis, 3119 nucleotides long. Lineage: Eukaryota; Metazoa; Annelida; Polychaeta; Sabellida; Oweniidae. The record is from the annotation of a GenBank genome assembly.